This is a messenger RNA of Caenorhabditis bovis, 573 nucleotides long. Lineage: Eukaryota; Metazoa; Nematoda; Chromadorea; Rhabditida; Rhabditidae. The record is from the annotation of a GenBank genome assembly.
AUGGCCGAAGAAUCGGCGAUUCGAGCAUUCCGUCUCGGUUCGCAGAACAAGGCUAACCCAACGUCGACCGAGCCGAAAAAGGCCCAUAUUCCGGCAUGGCUUGGAGCAUCGCCGUUGGGACGCGCACCGAGCACGCCAGAAUAUGACAUUCAACUGGCGGCGCUCGAGCUGGCGGCGGCUCGUUCGCAAUUGCCGCUGGACAGCGAACGACCCCGUAAUUAUUUGCCGCGAAUGCCGUUCCCAGUGCCAUCAUAUUACGUUCAGACUGCCCCUGCUAAUGCUGAUUCGCUGGAAUAUUACCUUCGGUUGUCUCCCGAUACACUUUUCUUCAUUUUCUACUAUAUGGAAGGAACGAAAGCGCAAUUGCUGGCUGCGAAGGCACUUAAAAAGCUGUCGUGGAGAUUCCACACAAAAUAUUUGACAUGGUUCCAGCGGCACGAGGAGCCAAAACAAAUUACGGAUGACUUUGAGCAGGGAACAUACGUGUAUUUUGAUUUCGAAAAAUGGUCUCAGCGCAAAAAAGAGUCAUUCACAUUCGAGUACAAGUUUCUGGAAGACAAGGAAUUUGAAUAG